Ambispora leptoticha is the source of this 549-nucleotide messenger RNA. The record is from the annotation of a GenBank genome assembly. NCBI's taxonomy places the organism in Eukaryota, Fungi, Glomeromycota, Glomeromycetes, Archaeosporales, Ambisporaceae.
AUGAGACCUGAACAAACCUACGAGAUCUAUACAGAAUCCGAAUAUGGUGAAUCUGACAAUGACUACAUAGAAGGUGAUUCUCUCUUUGACAGUUGCAGCGAAGUAGACAACAACAAUUACGAUUCGGGAACUGAACAAGAAGCUUACGAAGAAGAAACAUACCAAGAAUUCUGCAGCGACUUUGAUAGAGAAAACGUGUCGUCCGAAUUUUUCCAAACUUUACGAGAACGAGUUAGUCCGAUUCUCGAAUUGAAAAACCAAUUACGAAUUUUAAGCUAUAAGAUUGAAAAUGAUGAACGUUAUACUACGAGUCAACUUUUAGAACAAGAGCUGAAGAUGCAUCGCAGUUUUGAACUCGCGUUUCCCGGUGAUAUUGAUGAUCAUCCGGAUAAGGAGUGGAGAGUAUUUCGUAAUUAUUUAGAUGAUGCGAGAUUGGCUGUUGAGGAUUUGUGUUCAUUGCUCAAUGAUGGUCAAUUGUGUUUACAUUCGCACUGGCCUCAUUAUACUCCUUCCGAACGGGAAGACGAAAGUAGUGCGGAUGGAGAAUAA